AAAGCCACUAUGUCGACACUCGAGAGAAAAGCCGUACCAACCAACUUGGCAACCGCUGGAAGCAUUACCAGUGAGUACCAUUCUGAGUUAGGUCAUCUAAACCGACGCCUAGGCAAUCGACAAAUUCAACUGAUCGCCGCUGGCGGCUCCAUUGGGACCGCCCUUUUUAUCAAUAUCGGCAGCGCAUUAGCCAAAGGCGGCCCGGGUAGUCUCCUACUCGCCUUUACUCUGUACACCAUGAUUCUUGCCCUUGUCAAUAACUCGGCCGCCGAAAUGAAUACGUAUAUGCCGGUUGCGGGUGGCUUUAUUCGCCACGCUGGCUAUUGGGUUGAUGAUGCGUUGGGAUUCGUGGCUGGCUGGAACUUCUUCCUUUUCGAGGCCUUUCUGAUCCCCUUCGAGAUCAGUGCCUUGACAUUUGUGAUGUCGUUCUGGACUGAGGCUGCCACUCAACCAGGGCCCACUGCUGGCAUAUAUGCCGCAGUAAUUCUCAUAUACGGAGUCCUAAACUGUCUUGCCGUGAAAUUUUAUGGUGAAGUUGAAUUUUGGCUCUCUAGCGGAAAGAUUAUUCUGAUCUUGAUUCUUUUCUCGUUCACUUUCAUCACAAUGGUUGGUGGCAAUCCUCAAAACGACGCUUAUGGCUUUAGAUACUUCUCGAACCCAGGGUCGUUUUCUCAAUAUCUAUCUAGCGGCGAUCUGGGUCGGUUCGAGGGCUUUCUUUCAUGCCUCUGGACUUCUGCGCUCACCAUUGUCGGCCCCGAAUACAUUUCAAUGGUGGCUGCGGAGGCUAAACAUCCAAGUGUUUAUCUCAAGACAGCCUUUAUUACAGUGUACUACCGAUUUGGUGCCUUCUUCAUCCUUGGUGCCUUGGCAGUUGGGAUUGUUGUUCCAUAUAACGACGAGAUCCUCCAGGCUGUCUGGCUUGGUGCAGGGAGCGGCAAAGGCACCGCAGCGGCAUCCCCAUAUGUUAUUGCAAUGGAGAAUCUCGGAAUCAGCGUUCUACCGCAUAUUGUCAAUGCUUUAAUUCUGACAUCUAUCUUCUCGGCUGGAAACACUUACGUGUACUGCGCAAGCCGAGCCCUCUACUCGCUCUCCUUGGAUGGCUGCGCACCUCGGAUACUCAGCUACUGCACCUCCAAGGGUGUUCCGAUUUACUGCUUCGCUAUCGUCAUGCUAUUCUCCUUUCUGUCCUUCCUUCAGGCUCACAGUGGCUCCGCUGUGGUCCUAACCUGGCUAGCAAGCAUCAUUACUGAGCCUGCCAAGUUCAAGGGUUUGACCGAAGAGAAAAGCCAUACUAUGGAUAUUUCCAACUAUAUUGCUUUGGUAUUUCUCACUCUGGUACUCUUUGGCUAUGGGUAUUACGCGUUCAGGCCUUCAUGGAACGUGGAGACUUUUUUCCAGAGCUACAGUAUGCAGAUUUUGAGCGUGAUUCUCUUCGUUGGAUGGAAAAUUAUCAACAAAACAGACUAUGUUACACCUGAUAAAGUUGACCUCAUCUGGGAGCGACCUGGAAUUGACAGGUACGAAGAUGCCACCACCGAGCCGCCGCUGGGGUUCUGGGAGGAAAUGAUACGUAUUGUUGGGUUUCCAAAGGAAAAGGGGAUGUCGGAUGCUUGGAUAUAUAACCACGAUGUGGGAAUUUUUUGGGCUUUUAACGUCAGCAUCGAGAUGGGGUCUUAA
Clonostachys rhizophaga is the source of this 1677-nucleotide messenger RNA. Lineage: Eukaryota; Fungi; Ascomycota; Sordariomycetes; Hypocreales; Bionectriaceae. The record is from the annotation of a GenBank genome assembly.